Messenger RNA from Protopolystoma xenopodis, 996 nucleotides. The record is from the annotation of a GenBank genome assembly. NCBI's taxonomy places the organism in Eukaryota, Metazoa, Platyhelminthes, Monogenea, Polystomatidea, Polystomatidae.
AUGAGUGAGGGAAAAUGCCGCAGUGUAGCUGACUUCGAAAAGCUAAAUAGAAUCGGAGAAGGCACCUAUGGGAUCGUUUGUAAGUUUAUCCUUAUUCUCACUUAUCCCCAUCGAGCCAAGGAUACUAUUUCAAGAGAAAUUGUUGCGUUAAAAAAAGUCCGCAUGGAAAAUGAAAGAGAUGGUAAAAUAUACUAUGCAGCACAGUUUCUAGGCAUCCCUAUUAGUAGCCUCCGAGAAAUCACGCUUCUUCUUAGUUUAAAGCAUCAGAAUAUAGUACAUCUGCGUGAAAUUGUGGUAGGAAGGAGUUUGGAGAGCAUAUUUCUCGUCAUGGAGUAUUGUGAACAGGAUUUAGCCAGCCUGCUCGAUAAUAUGCCAAGUCCCUUUACAGAAUCGCAGGUACAAUCUUUCGAUUCUCAUUCAAAGAUUAAAUGCAUAAUGCUUCAACUUUUUAAAGGACUUCGUUAUAUGCAUGAAAGCUAUAUCAUUCAUCGUGAUCUCAAGGUAUCCAAUCUUCUAAUGACGGACAAGGGGCUUGUAAAAAUUGCUGAUUUUGGUUUGGCUCGUCCCUCCAACUCCCAAAAUCCCAUGACUCCUCGCGUUGUCACGCUUUGGUAUCGUGCCCCUGAAGUCCUUCUUGGUGAUCGUCAUCAGACUAAAGCUGUAGAUAUGUGGUCUGCAGGAUGCAUCAUGGGAGAACUUCUUUUGCACAAGCCACUUCUGCCCGGAAAGACCGAAGUUGAUCAGUUGGAAAAAAUAAUCGAUUUAUUGGGCACACCAACAGAGAACAUUUGGCCAGAUAUUCAGAAGCUGCCGAUGAUGGAAAAAAUUACACUUAAAAAGCAGCCCUAUAAUAACCUAAGGCACACAUUCUCUUGGCUGUCUGAGGCUGGCUUGCGCUUGCUUAACUUUCUUUUUAUGUACGAUCCUACCCGGAGAGCUCGAGCCCGUGAAUGCUGUCAAAGCUCAUACUUCAGGGAGCAUCCUUUACGUAAGUGA